UUGGCCGGAGGAAACGUCAAUUAUUUUUCUGGGGAUUUGUAACCGGGGUUAAUCAUGUCAGUGGUUUAAACAAACGUCAGAUCACAGAUGUGCCUGCAUCAUUAAGAGACCUCGUGGAUUGAAGGAGGAGUAACACAUCACGUCUGUAGUAAUGCUGUCACCGCUGCCUUAAAUCUGCCACCUCGUCUUCUCUUCUGAUAUUAUGAAGAUAGAAUCCGGUUAAAGAGAAUCCUUUUUAAAACUGGAAAUAAUCUAAUGCGUGAAGAUUGUGAGGAUUGACAGCUCAAUUAAAGUUGAGAAGGUACUGCAGCACAGAGAAAUAUACAGCGGGUCACAGGGGGCAGCCUGGAGGGCAGGAGAGGAAAACAAUGAGAAACAAACCAAACAGAAGAUACAAGCAAGAAUACUGAGACUUGAUAUCAGACAUGUAUUUGUUGAGGCCAGAUAUGAAGCCUGAACAUGCGUUUUACCAGGAAUACAGCAAGGAAGAAUUGGAAGAAUUGAUAGCCACCAAUCCAUAUGACUACAAACACUGUAAUCUAGAAAUGAAAAGACAUGAUCUGGCAUAUGCAAGGCCAAUUCAUGAGCCGGACGUCUGUAUUACAAUCAGUGGAAGAGACAAUGUGGGCAGAUCUUUUCCUGGUGAUGAAGUCUGUGUGGAGAUUGAGAGACAAGAACAGUCUCCAUGGGAAGGUGAAGAGCUAAAGGGAAAAGUCACUGGAUUGAUGAACAGAGAUGUAAAGAACCUGACCUUUAUCUGUAGGAUGAUGGAAAACCAGUCUAAAAUUGUCACGCCUGUUCACAAUAACAUGACCAGAAUACUGACAAUUCAAAAAAUGUCUGGACACAUUGAAAUACGAGAACAGAAGGAUGGAAGGUGGGGGACGAAGGAAUUCAUAAAGGAUUCUGGGGAUCAAUUGUUAUUUGUCAAGGUCAUCAAAUGGGAAAACAAAAAGAUUUUUCCACUCGGGGUGGUUACAGCAGUAAUUGAAGAUGCUGUUCAGCUUCUCAAGUUUAAGCUUGAUUAUAAAGAUCCGCCAUCAUUCAAACCACAAGAACCUGAAAAUGCUAUAAAAAGGAAAGAUUUGUGUGACGCCAUAACUUUCACAGUUGACCCUAGUACAGCUCAAGACCUGGAUGAUGCCAUUAGUGUUACUAAAAUCAAUGAUGACACCUACCAGAUAGGUAUUCAUAUCACAGAUGUGGCGAGUUGCAUUAAAAAAGAUAGUGAGCCAGAUGAAUUUGCUAGAGAACUUGGCAAAACCAUUUACACUCAAGAGAAGGAAGAGGUAACCUUCAUGUUUUCAAGAGAACUGAGCGAAGAGCAUUUAAGUUUGAGAACAGGAGAAAAACGUAAAGCCAUAUCUUUACUGAUAGAUAUUGACAAGGAAACGAGCAAAAUUGUCUCCUGGGUCUAUGCUUUAACCUACAUUAUGUCUAACAAACGUCUUUCAUAUGAAGAAGCGAACAAAAUAAUUCUGGAAUAUUGCUUCGAUAACACGGAGCCUCUGCAAUUCUCCGGAGUCGAGGACUGUGUAGCUGUUGCCUGCCAUUUCUCUGAAGUGCACAGAAAGUUUAGGUUGGAAGGGGGGUGGCCCUUAGAGAAGCAACCAGGGCAGAGUCGCUCUCACGCCAUGGUGGAGGAGCUCAUGAACCUCUACAAUAACGCUGUAGCUGAAGAACUUCUCUCUAAUGACAUCACAAGGGAUCUCACACCACUGAGGUGCCACAGACAGCCAGAUCCUGAACAACUGGAACAGUUUCAGGAGAAAUACUGUGACCUAAUUCCCAUGUCACUUUACUUUUCAAGUAUGUGUGAAGCAACUGAGAGUGUCGAACAGUGUCAAGAGGAGGUUUGGUCAACAAUAGAAAACAACAAUAUAAAGAAUAUCCACAACAAUGACAAGGGGCAAGACAUAUUGUUGAACAUUUUCACCUCUAUCUUUGAGAAAAUGGAAGCUUUUGCACAGAACCAAGACUACUACAGACUGGUGCAAUUAUUAACUUCAGACGAAAUACAUCCUACCCUUCGGCCCAUGGUACAGGAGUUUCAUGAAAUUCAAAGAAAAGCUUUCAUUCUCCGGUCCUGCUCAUCAACGGAUUCCAGAUUGGGUCAUUACGACUUGCGGCUGAACGCAUACACCUGGGCAUCAUCUCCUAUGAGGCGUUAUCUAGACCUGAUCCUGCAGAGGCUUUUGCACACCAUUCUCUCUAAGAAUGAAUUAAGACAACCAGAUUACACAAAAGUUGAAAUCGACGAGUUCUGUCAGUCUGGAACGGAAGUAGAAGAGAAGCAUGAUGCUCAAGUUUUGAUGCUGAGGGAGAUUCAGCUUCUGUCUUUUAAAACCGUUGUCAGGCUAGCAGUGGUGGACCAGCUAAUUCAGGAUAGGCACAAUUUCACAAUAUCAUUUCCACUACAUCCGAUGUCAGAGGCUAUCCAAAUCAUGUACAGACACCUUAAAGUUGUGUCUCAGCCUAAAUACAACGAAGAAAAUAAAUCCACUUCUCUUGUUUGGAAGAGGCGAAUAUAUUCAUUCAAGUCUUCCCAGAUUUCAUUUAUAUCAAAGCCUAUCAAAAAUGUGAUCCCGGUAUCAGGUAACAUGUGGCAGAAGUUGUUAUCUGUCACGAAAGAAGAGGACUGGGCCAAGAUAGGGCAAUGCCUGCGUGACAUGAAAGCAGAGGUAGAAAAAGAAACCUCAAGCCCUGUGAAGGAUGAGACUUCCCCAAAAGAGAAGCACCUUAAGGUACUAACCAUGGAACUGAAGCUAGGAAUGGAUGUUCAAGUGCAAAUUGGGACCGAACUCAAGGAUGGUUUUAAAGCACCUGUAGUACAACUGCUCAACAUUAAUGAAAACUUUGAGAUCUGUUUGGAGCACUCAAGAAACCCUACUGAAUGCUUCUCCAGAGUAGUAUGCAUGGCAUCACAACCCAAGUAUAGAAGCUAUAAGGAGUACCAGAACAUCUGGAGUCGACUAUGUCAGAUAGACACAGCUUACAAUGCUCUUGAAGAAAACAACAGUGUCAUAAUAGAGGAUGUGCCUAUUAAAUGGUUCGGGGACAAAAAGGGUAAUUUUCGUAUAACGAAGACUCAAAGAAAAUUAUGGUCUCUAGAGUUUGACCUUAGGAACUGCUUUCUAUGCAUUCGGCUAAGGCAUCAGAAAGAAGGGAACUGUAAGAAAGGAGUGAAACCAUCAAAUUGUUUGGAAGAUUUGGAUCUGCAGGGUCCACUACCUUUAACCUGGGUUGUACAUGGAGUAGCCACUAAAUCAACGGAGCCGAAGGACAAAAACAAAGAGCAAGCAUCAGGUCAAAUUAGUUUUGAGAUCAUACAAAGCUCUAUGCCCGCCAUCCCACCUAAGGUUCUUGAUAGUAAAACAAGAUUCACCAUUGAGGUCAUUCCCAAAAAAAUCCCAUACCUACUUAGGGAACAAGCUGUUGCAAAGUUACAAGAGGCUAACAAACUGGUGAAAAGUGUUGCCACUGGACAAAAUGAAGGUGUGAUUUGGGAUCCAAAAAUCAGAUUGUACACCAUGGACAAGAGCCUGAAACUACCCCCCUUGAAUAAAAGUCAACAAAGAGCAGUUGAUGAUGCUCUAAGGAAACCUUUCACAGUGAUCCAAGGCCCACCAGGAACAGGGAAAACGGUUGUUGGUAUUCACAUUGUUUACCAGUUUUUCAACAAAAACAAAGAGUUUGUGCCCACUUCCUCCGAUUCGUCGUGUGCAGCUCAGAAACGGCAAAAAAAGCCUGCUAUACUGUACUGCGGACCAUCCAACAAGUCUGUUGACAUUGUUGCAGAGCAGUUGUUGAAGCUAAAAGGAGUCCUCAAGCCUCUGAGAAUCCACUGCGAUCAGAUGGAAAUGCGUGAGUUUCCAUAUCCAGGCAGCAACCUAAAGCUUUGUCACAAAUCCCUUCGUGAAGAAAAACCAAAAGAGGAGCUCAGAGAUAUUAUGCUGAUGCAUCUUGUCCGUAAGCCUGAAAACCCUUUUUCUGAAAAAAUUAAAGACUUUGAAAAAAACAUGACAGAGGAUCAAAUAGACAGCUACAGGAAACUCUUGAAAAAAGCUCAACAGCACGAGAUUCAGAAGCACGACGUCAUUCUGUGCACCUGCUCAUCAGCACUGAAUCCCAAUCUAAAGGUGAUGGACUUCCGGCAGAUUCUCAUCGAUGAAUGUGCCAUGGCAACGGAGCCGGAGGCUUUCAUUCCUUUAGUUGCCCAUAAUCCACAGCAGAUUGUCUUGAUGGGUGAUCACAAGCAGACACGACCGAUAGUGCAGUGUGCCAUUGUUAAAAAGAUGGGGAUGCAGCAAUCUCUGUUUGAACGUUACAUGAAAUUGGCUAUAAUGUUGGACACACAGUACAGAAUGCAUGAAGAAAUUUGCCGGUUUCCGUCGGAGGAGUUUUACGAAGACAAGCUAAAAACAGCAGCUAAACGUGGACCCUGUUACCUGCUUAAUAAGGACAAACUUCCUACGGCCAUCCUGUUUGGCCACGUCGACGGGAAAGAAGAAAGUUUGGUGGUGUCCACAGAACAGGGGAAUGAGAACUCAAUGAAAAACGCUGAGGAGGCAAAGCAGGCUGUCAAUGUGGCAGAUCUUUUGAUCAAACGUUCAGGUGUCAGCCCUGAUCAAAUUGCGAUUCUGACUCCAUAUAAUGCACAGGUGUCUAAUAUCCGAAAACACCUGAAGGAAAGUGGCAUUCAAAAUGUCAAUGUUUGCACAAUUAUGAAAAGUCAAGGGAGCGAGUGGCCGUAUGUGAUCCUUUCUACUGUCCGUUCCUGCUCCAUGACUGACACAGACAUUAACAAAUUCAGUAAAGCCUGGCUGGGCAAAAGACUUGGAUUUAUCACUGAUGAAAAUCUGGUUAAUGUGGCGAUAACUCGUGCACAGGAUGGACUUUGCAUUCUGGGUAACAGUGACCUCUUAAGAUGCAGUGAUCUUUGGGAAAAGAUCCUGGAUCAUUAUGGUAAAAAGAAAUGUGUGGUAAAUCCAGCUAGUAACAUUCAGGUUCAACGCAAGAAAACAGACAACGGUGUCAAAUCUGGUACAAUUUGAAACUUGUGACCAAGAACUGUCCAAGCUCUGUUCUACAUGAAAGACUUCAUUACUUCAUAUCUUCCCUUGGGUCAUUUCUACAAUUCCCAAAUUUUUAGAACUUUCAGGGUCGUGAAAACUCUUUUUUUAUCUUUAUUUUGUUUAUCUUGUUGAAGAUAUGUUAUGAGAUUUACUAAAUUACUAUUUACUUCUGAUCAAACACAUAUAUAUAUAUAUAUAUAUAUUGGCAGACGCUUUGAUCCAAAGUGACUUACAUUGCAUUAUACUAUACAUUUGUUUUUGUGUGAAUUUUUUUUAUAUUUUUAAACUUAAACUUAAAACUAUUCUAUUGCUUAUGCUUAUGAUUUUGUCCUUUUUAAUAUGAAUAUUUCCUAAAACUACAUUAUUUUGAUAUCCAGAAAACUGAAAGACAUCUAAAAAUGAGACAAACCAAACAAAGUCUGUCCUAUUAAAUGUGACUCUGUCUAUGAAAACCUAGCUGAAGUCAGUGUUUUACAUACAAAAUCAUCCAACGGCCUUCCAGCCGGCGUCAUGUCUUAUUUUGACUUCUUCUAUUAUUCGUGUUUUUUUAUCAUGCUUUGUAUAGUUAGUAUUAUUGUUUUGGUUUGUCUGUCUUGUCUUGUUUGUUCCUUGAUGAUCAACAGGAUUCUGCUCCUUAAGAGGGGGCUUCUGUCAUGAAUCUGUCCCAUCUUGUCAUGUUUCUCUUGAUCUAGUGGCAGGAUCAUGACAGAACCUCAUGUUUUGUGUGGAAAGAGGCAUUUUUGUCCCAGUUGGCGAUCCACAUGCUCUCUCCAGGUCUUGUCUCUGUUCCCGCACUUUAGUCUCAUUAUUGGUUGUCAAGCAGUUCAUGCCCUACACCUGUUACCUCUUGAUUUGUCCCAUUACUAAAGCCCCUGUGCCUUGUGCUGGUUCAUUUGUGGGUGAGUUCCUGUUGAUUCUAGUUAAGUUAUUUGUAGUUAUGUCAUGUCAUGUUUAACCUUUUAGUCCUGUUUAAGUGAUCUUAGUCCUGUCCUGUUAGUAUAGUCCCCUGUUUUGUUGUCACCCCAUCGUGUUUUUUUUCUGUCUUUCUGUUAUUAUUUAUUAAAGUCUUGUUAACCCACUAACCGCUGUUUGCACCUGGGUUCUCUGUCCGUGUCUCACCCCCCUACGUUCAUGAAAUAGUUACCAUGAAACUAAUUAUAAUACAAAUAUUUAAGAGGUAAAGUUUCAUU
Triplophysa dalaica is the source of this 6265-nucleotide messenger RNA. RefSeq names its product helicase with zinc finger 2c (gene helz2c). NCBI's taxonomy places the organism in Eukaryota, Metazoa, Chordata, Actinopteri, Cypriniformes, Nemacheilidae. The record is from RefSeq and is a predicted model, not a curated record. Gene Ontology annotation, molecular function: RNA binding; RNA nuclease activity; 5'-3' DNA helicase activity. The transcript has 14 exons. The coding region runs from base 426 to 5054 and encodes 1542 amino acids.